Clonostachys solani is the source of this 2796-nucleotide messenger RNA. The record is from the annotation of a GenBank genome assembly. Lineage: Eukaryota; Fungi; Ascomycota; Sordariomycetes; Hypocreales; Bionectriaceae.
AUGGGAGGCUUCGACACCUAUUGCGCCAUUUGCGGCGGGCGUCUUCGGAAGCCAUCAUGGACUGUUGAAGAAGACGACGAAGGAUCCGACUCUGGAGGCUACACCUACGAUCCUGCUGUGUUGGCUAACGAGGAGGACCCGGAGUUGGAUUGGUUGGAAAACGUCCGACUUAUUGGGGAGAACCCAGAAACCAGUGCAGAAUGCCCUGUCUGGGUUUCGGGACCGGCUCAGGAGGACGACAAUGGAUUUUUCCAUUACGAACUCGGAAGCAACCCCGAUCCUGCGCUACUAGAUAUAGACGAAUCUGGAAACUCAGUUGUGUAUUGGGGGGGCGACGACUGGCCUCACUCUGUGCCCUUCCACACCCACUGUCGUGAGCUUCUCAGUCACUUUUUGGGCGUCUCUGAAGUGGAUAAGACCCUUCUUCAUGCUGUUUUUGGGAAAUUAGCUCCGGAUGACGUGUCGUCUGGGUCAAACAGCCUCAAUCUUGACUACGGUGACAUAUCUGAGUACAUGGGGCAGUACUGGGAAGUCCAGAGGGGGGGAGAACAUUGUGUGUUUAACCCGAUUCAAGUCAAGGGGCUGAAACAACUAUACGACAGCCUCCCUCUCCAGAACCAAGAUAACACUGGCGAAGUCAAAGUAUACCAAACAAAAGGUGAUCCAUUCGCAAGAUUGCCUGCUGAUAUUCUCCUCCUCAUCAUGUCUCAAUUUUCGAACAUGGGCCCGGUCUUUGGUCUACGAAAGUCAUCCCCAGCCUUUGCCAACAUCCAGCUGGGCAAUGGGUUUUGGAAAAGGCGUCUUCACGACGACAUGCCGUGGCUCUGGGAUAUGCCGACAUUCACGGACUCGGAGAUAGCCACCAUCGAUUGGAAGCAAGCUUAUCACAAACUGGACCUUGCCAGCCUGCCUUCCUCAGAAACAAAGGACAAAGUUUUUGGGCUAUGCAACAGACGGAGGAUUUGGGAGCAGUUGUGCCCUAAAUUUCUCAAACCGUAUACUGAACUGCAGUCUAACCUGCUAGCUUGGGGUGCAAUGGAACCACCCGUCCUGAGAGAUGCUUAUGAACCUGAAGCUAGGGGUUGGGGAGGCCCCGGAAAUUAUCCUUGGAAGCCAACCACUGAAACGUUGUUCGACAUGUUCCACGAGCUUCCUGAUGCAAAGCCCACCAUUACGGCGGACUGGACAGAUGAAGGAUAUCUUGUCGACCUCCAUGCACGAAAGGAAAGUGAUCUCCAUGCGAUCAUAGCCAAAGAUAAAAGGGACAUGGUACCUAUUCCUGAUGAUGAUUGGCUUACAGGUUUCAUUAUCACCACUCGCGAGGUCGGUGUUGAAUGGGGGCACACCAAGCGUCGCAUUUUUGGCCUUGACAUUCUUUUCGCAAAGCAGCUCCCAGUGCGACUAGGUUCGUCCGAGGGUGAUAAACGUCUCUUCUACGUGAAGGAAGAUAACUUCAUCGUUGCGGUCAAAACGUCUCGUAGCGAAGAUGGCCUCUUGGUUCAACUCGGGCUUAUUGAGCAACCAUUGUCAUUUGCUGAAGACAGCUCGCGAAUCGUAGACACUCUCAGGGAUAAUUACAGCACUUCUACAAUGGAGUAUCCGUGGUGGAGAGAACUUCCUCCGACAUGUGUUCGGCUGUCUGAACCCAGGGUGGACGAGUUUAGGGUUUCUGGGUUCAAAGAUCAGGCUCCCAUGGACCUUUUAUUGCUGGGAACAUCGGACGAGGAGCUGGCCGAUAUCACAUCCAUCUCAGUUGAUAUUUGCCUUGGUGGGAUUGAGGUUACCUACGGUCACCAGGCAAGCCGCAAAGUGGGCACCCGGCAUCAAGCCAUGAAGAGCUUGAGUAUCGAUGGCAGAGGUGGGGAGAGGAUUGUGCUAGCCUGUGCCACUUUACAGGAUGAGCCCAACUCUCUGACUAUUCUCACAAAUCGAGGUCGCACAUUGGCCGUCGGGCGAUCGUCGGGCGACUCUGGCCGAUUGGAUGUCAUGGACAACGAAGCCCAGCUGGAAAUCUGUGGAUUUUAUGGUUGCUGGCAGUCCACAGGCAAUGAUCCGAGUGAUACAUCGCUUCGGAGCAUAGGCACCGUCGGUUCAGUGGACCUGGGUUACGUCGACACAGAUACUCUGCCGGCCGUCCCAAGGGAUUCCAACAACUACACCUGGGAGCCUUCCAUGUUGCCGUCAAACCUGAGGAAGUCAGGGCCGGUAUGGGGCUCGCGUGACGACGCCAGCGUCCGGCUGCCAAUGGCCAGUGUUGUCAGCAGGAUUGACUGCAGUCGGCCGUUGACGGAAGUACGGGUAACCUUGACUCACAACAGCGGUGAUCCCAUCCUAGCCCCCAUCACAGCUAUCACUUUCAAGUAUAGUGAUGGUGAUGAGGAAUCUGUUGGCCCCGAUAGAUUUCCCGAGGAUGCAACCUGCCUUGGGUGUAAGCUGGGAUCGAGUGUUCGAGAACAACUCGACCUGGUGCCACAUUACCAUCAGCAGACUUGGAAGGUCGAUGGAAAGAAGUUGACAAGCCUCAGAAUCUGGCGUCACAGUUGUAUGAGCAUUGCUGCCAUACAGUUUGUCGUCCAGGGACAAGUAGAGAGUCCAGUCUGGGGAUACUGGAAAGUCGACAUCAAUGCAUUGGAACUGUCUGAAGUGCGAUUUGCAGGCGAAGGGGGAGGCAGGGCGUCUGCGCUCAAGAUGUUUUUGGGGAAAAUUACACGGGGUGGUUACCGUGAUGAUGAUGUUAUUGUUGGAAUACAGGAGCUGGUGCCUUCUUACACUGUUGAGGUACGAUCUCGCGAAUAG